CAACCUACUCCCACCACCACCCCACACCAAUCAUCAUCUUCUGUCAUCAUCACCAGUUCUCCCACACAGUCAACCAAUCGCCCAACCGAAGACACCAACCCAGAUUCCAGCAGUGACAAUACUGGAGUGAUAGUGGGUGCAGUGAUGGGUCUUAUACUGGCAGUCCUCCUAUUCCUGGCCAUGGUUCUCCUGCUGGUCUUUAUACUGUGUCGGCGGAGGUAUACAAAUGAAGCGUAUGGCACUACCAGUGGUUCAGGAGAGAGAGAUAUCCCUACUGCAACAAAUGAGGCCUACAUAUCUACUGACAUCUCCACAUCUGGCAACCCAGCCUAUGGCACUACCAGUGGUUCAGGAGAGAGAGAUAUCCCCAUAGCAACAAAUGAGGCCUACAUAUCUACUGACAUCUCCACAUCUGACAACCCAGCCUAUGGCACUACCAGUGGUUCAGGAGAGAGAGAUAUCCCAAUAACAACAAAUGAGGCCUACAUAUCUACUGACAUCUCCACAUCUGGCAACCCAGCAUAUGGCACUACCAGUGGUUCAGGAGAGAGAGAUAUCCCAAUAACAACAAAUGAGGCCUACAUAUCUACUGACAUCUCCACAUCUGGCAACCCAGCAUAUGUCCCAGCUCAAGCGUCCUCCACCGGCUCAAGACGGCUCCCCAGCCCAUACAAGACGGCACGCUCCACCUCAUUCCGUUCUGCGAGACGUCUCUGGUCUGAGUCCCAUUCCUGGUUCUGUCAUUCCCCCAUUCCACAGUACUGGUACCAGGACAGCUCCAUCGUAGCCUCGCCCACUCUCAGGGAGACCCUAAUGUCAAUCUUGUUUGGGGCCACUGAACUGGACUUCCAGUUGCAGCUGGAGUCAGCUGCCUUCCUGGACGAGACCUGGGUCAUUCCUGUGUUCAUUCCUCACAAACUGCCACCAAUAAAAACUCUGGACAUUCGAGUUGGAUACUGCACUGGUAGAGCCAUAGUGGUGGAGAUCGAGAAAGGCUGUCUCGCUGAGAAGAUAUCUGCAGAUCCUGCUGAUAUCAAUGUUCUUCCGGAAUAUUCCAGAGACCCGAGAGUGGUGAGCAAUCUCCUGGACGGAGUGCAUCACACGAAGGACGACCUGCACAUGUGGCUGGCUCCCUUCACGCCCUCACAACCUCACACCAUCACCAUCUCCCUCUCUUCCCCAACCUCCCUCGCUGUCGUCAGAGUCUGGAACUACAACAAGUCUCGCCUAUCGUGGGGUACGGGACAUGGAGAUGUGGCUGGACCAGCAGCUCAUCUUCAGAGGAGAGAUCAGAAGGCAAGCCCUUGUCAUUCACUCCCUCCACAUACAGUAGUUGAGCCAGUGGAGGAAUUCUGGACAGAUCCUCAAACUGUGGAGAGGUCAGUCUGCCACACUAUUUUGAAGAUUGGUGAAUUUGGAUACGAACUGACUGUGUCAGAAACAACACCAAUCAUGUUCAAUAAUGGAGACAUGUUCUGGAUUAGACAUGGAGGUAGAGGUCUGAGACUACUACACCAGGUGGGAGACGAGGAGAGGAAUAUUUGCCAGUCGUUUGAACCUGAGCCGGAGAACUGUGAGCCUGACUAUGACUACCCUUUAUUGGCCAUUGAAACAGGACUUGCAGUAGAUGGAGAAGUCUCACUGACUAUCAGUCAGAGACAUGCAGGUAGUCAGAUUGGCUUCCUUCACAAUGGCCAGACUGACACUCCACUCAUCUCCCUGGAUGUCAGUGGAGAGUGCAGCUCUAGUCAGCUACUGCAGCUCAUGGAAAUGACUGCUCUCUACAUCCCCUACAUUAUUGAGAGAGAAGGUGAUGACUUUGAAUACGAAGACCUGAACAUCAUACAAAAUAGCAUCCUCGUGAACUGGACUUUUGUCGCAAGGAAUAUCGGAGAAGGAGAGGAAUACCCUAACCUUUUAAAAAUUAUGGGUUUUACACAAAACACCAUCAAUAACAUCAACUGUACUGAGACUCCCUAUCCCAAUGUGUAUGAGUGCAGUGUGACUCCUGAACUAUUUAAAGCUGGAGACAUCAUUGGUAUUGCUUUGCCAGCCAACAGCAGUGCUCGACUGCUACUCAGUUUCCUCUUCAGCGAUAGAGGUCCAAUUGGUUACAGUCUGGAUGGAAAUGAGAAUUUAGAAGGUGUUCCCCUCAUCACAUUGGGAGUGGUUCCCCACAAGAGCUCCUUGGCAACACCUACUAGUGUGCCCACUAGUACUUCCAGCAAAACAUCUACUAGUACUUCCAGCAAAACAUCUACUACUAUCAUCAGUGACUCACCUUCACCAACCACAGAAGACAGUAGUGGUGUAAAUAUUAUUGUCAUUGGAGUGUUGGCUCCUCUGUGUCUGGUUCUCCUGACAGUCUCAGUUCUAUCAAUACUGAUACUCCUGUCUGUGAGGCAAAGGAGAAGGAAAAGACCUCAACUAACUGACAAUGUUGCCUACAACAUUCAUGAUCACAACUUGAAUACAAAUGAAGCCUAUGGGACAGUGGACAAUGAUGAUGUUGCAGCUACUACCAACCCAGCCUAUGGCACUACCAGUGGUUCAGGAGAGAGAGAUAUUCCUACAGCAACAAACGAGGCCUACAUAUCUACUGACAUCUCCACAUCUGGCAACCCAGCAUAUGUCCCAGCUCAACAUUUUAGCAUUAUAUUAUGUGGGGAUAGUUUUGAAUGUGGCAGUGAUAUUCUGCGCAUGCGCCGAAAGACGUCGAUAAGUGGGCGGAGUCGGGCAGGCAUGGCUACUGCAGCAGUGCCAGAGAGCUCCCAACAUCCUCUGCUGCAGGAGUUGAAUGGCGUCCUCCACCGGCUCAAGACGUCUCCCCAGCCCAUACAAGACGGCACGCUCCACCUCAUUCCGUUCUGCGAGACGUUGGAGCUCGUCUUCCGUCACGGACUCAAACAGCCCAACUCGUGGUUUGGACUCAACAAGCAGGACUACUGGUCGUGGAUUGAGCCUCUCCAAGAUUACUACUUCAACGAGAAGCAAAAUCCGCUGCUGAGAGACGCCGUUCAAGAAGUUUGCGCCUCACCUCAUUUGCGAACUCUGCAGGGAAAGGGAAGGUGUUUCCUGAGAAUCGCGCUCUGCAAGAAGUUAAUUUCCGUUCCAUUUCAGCAUCUGGUGAAGAACAGUCGACUCACUAGUUACUGGUACCAGGACAGCUCCAUCGUAGCCUCGCCCACUCUCAGGGGUAAGCCCCUCUUAAUUAUCUCCUCUCUCACCCCUCCCCUCCUGACAGAGACCCUAAUGUCAAUCUUGUUUGGGGCCACUGAACUGGACUUCCAGUUGCAGCUGGAGUCAGCUGCCUUCCUGGACGAGACCUGGGUCAUUCCUGUGUUCAUUCCUCACAAACUGCCACCAAUAAAAACUCUGGACAUUCGAGUUGGAUACUGCACUGGUAGAGCCAUAGUGGUGGAGAUCGAGAAAGGCUGUCUCGCUGAGAAGGCAGGUGUGGAGCCGGGGGACUGUCUGGUGGAGUUGUGCGGGGAGCCAGUGUACCACGUGCAGCACCAGAAGUUGAGACAUCUCCUGGUUGCCAAGCCAGUGGACACCACUGAUCUGGUCAUCGUGAAGAACCUUCUUCCCGAUGGAUGUCCCUUCUACCCCAUCUCCUCUCGCAAACUACAGCUAGACUCCGCUCCUCCAUCCUCCCCCAGAUCCCCAAAAUCACCGCCUUCUAUCCAAUCACUCUUCUCCAAGUCGCCCUCUCCACCUACUCUCCCAUCUCCCACAAGCUCCGCCCAUUUCACUCCGCCCUUCCCAUCUCCGUCUAAUUCUCCUUCCAUCUCUCCCUCCGUCUCCCCAGUUCCCUAUUCCGAGUACCACGUAGCUUUCCUCGGUCGACUCAACAGACUCUAUGACACCCCCAACCAGUCCUUAAUCAAUGAUGUCAUCGCUAGAGUGUUGACCACGCCCACCGACCCCUGUGACCUUGUCAUCAGAGUGGGAAAGUCGGAGUGCUGUGAAGUGAAGUGGAUGGCUUCUGUCUUCGUCAAUUUGAGAGCAAAAUGGACGAUAUUCUCUCCUUUCUUCCACCAUUCGACAGCAUGCAGCGGCUGCAGGAAUCCAUUCACUACUAGGUUCUGUUCCUCUUCGUCCUCUGAUGACACCACUGAACAACUGGAGACCUUCGAGGGACCAAUUCCCAGAGAGAAGCUGAGCGUAACAUACAGCAAGAGCAGUGGUCCUGGUGGACAGAACGUGAACAAAUUGAACACAAAGGCAGAGGUGAGGUUCCAUGUGGCCUCAGCUGACUGGUUGCCCCAGAGAGUGAGGGAGAGACUACUGACUUUGUUCAGGUCGCGGAUCACGAGGGAAGGGGAGAUGAUAAUCACUUCACAGGAGCACAGAUCACAGCACAGGAAUCUGGAGGCGGCUGUCGCCAGACUGGAGGGAAUGGUUUGCACAGCGUCUGAGGUACCACGAGGACCGUCUGGACUGACUCUGGCCAGGAUCAGAGUUCUGAAGAAGAAGGCCCAGCAGAGAAAGAGAGUAGAGAAGAAAUACCAUUCACAGAAGAAACACGACCGCAGAACAACUGACAUUGACUAACAACACACCAUUCUCUCAGUCAUACAACACUAUAUACACAGAGCUA
Molecule: messenger RNA, 4603 nt
Organism: Geodia barretti
Lineage: Eukaryota; Metazoa; Porifera; Demospongiae; Tetractinellida; Geodiidae
Source: the annotation of a GenBank genome assembly